Messenger RNA from Oryza brachyantha (malo sina), 665 nucleotides. RefSeq lists its product as uncharacterized. The record is from RefSeq and is a predicted model, not a curated record. The transcript has a single exon. NCBI's taxonomy places the organism in Eukaryota, Viridiplantae, Streptophyta, Magnoliopsida, Poales, Poaceae. Bases 97 to 417 code for a protein of 106 amino acids.
UGCCUCGCCACGGUGAUCUCAUCGCCACCACCACCUACAUAAACCCCUCAAACCAAUCUCACCCUGAGACCACGAGUGCGUGCAGGGAGAGCAGCAAUGGCCGGCCGGCAGCAGCAGCAGCCCAGGCUCAGGGUGAUCUUUACGCUCGUCGUCGCGUGCAUCGUCCUCGCGACGACGGCGACGGUGUCCGACGCGAGGCUGCUCAAGCGGAUGGAGAGAGACGGAGACGCGUCGUCGUCGUCGUCGUCGGCCGUGGUGGAGUCGCCGGCGGUCGAUUUGCAGACGAUCGUCGGGAGCACGGAGGGCGACGUCGACGACGGCGCCGGUGCCGUUGGCCUGCGGUGGCUGAAGUCGAUCCGCGUCGACAGGCUCGGCGGGAUCAAGGACUCCGGCCCGAGCCCCGGCGCCGGCCACUAGACGCCGGCGUGCCACUGGUUUUCAGAUUUCGAGAGAUGCAAGCUCUGAUUUUUUUUUUCUCUCUGGUGUUCUGUAGUACAGUAUUUCAUUUGUUCUUUCAUGGUAAGUUUUCCAUAACACAAAAGCAGUAGUUAAGUUGCAUCUGUGCUUGGAUCAAGUAGUAUACUCAGACAGUGUCACAGUGAUGAUGAUGUAAUGAUGACAGCAAUCUGUAAGGAUUUUUGUACACAGGGCUACUCCCUCCAUCC